This is a messenger RNA of Vicia faba (fava bean), 2001 nucleotides long. The record is from the annotation of a GenBank genome assembly. NCBI's taxonomy places the organism in Eukaryota, Viridiplantae, Streptophyta, Magnoliopsida, Fabales, Fabaceae.
AUGGACGACGCUAAAAGUUUAUACCACUCACUCUCCACCUCAACCACCACCACCACUCUCCGCGAAACCCUCUUCGACCAACUUUUGUUAAAGUUCCACGAAUUUUUCUCCGCUCUCCCUCUGCAUAACCAUGCGCCCGAGCCUAAAUCCAUUCCAUCUCCGGAUUCACGGUUGUGGCCACUCGUUGAACAUCUUUCUGUCAUUCUUCGCCGCUCUCUUGUUGUUCUGACACUUCCCUACUCCGACGAUAAGUUCUUCACCAACAACUGCUGCUGCAUUCUUCGAAUCCUCAAGUCGUUCCUCUUCGUCGAUGUCACUCAACUCGACGAUGGAACCACGGUCCUGCUCUGUCGUAACUUUGUCUCUGACGUUCACAUGGAAUUUUCUGAUUCUUGCCGUCCGUUUCUCCGUGCCGUGCUUGAGGUAUUUGCAGAUGAACUUUUAAGACAUCAAUCAUUGAGAAGGUAUCUUAUGACUGCUGAUUCAGUCUCUUCCGACUGUGAAAAGACUUUUGUGUGCCAAUUUUCUCCUGGAGAUAUUGCUGUUGUCUUGGAGGUGAUAUCUACGCAUGUUAUCCUGUCAUUUUCUAAUGAGAAAGCAUUUGAGAAUUUCAUCGGUAGAUUAUGUUUGCAUUGGAACGGAGAUUUUAGAUUUCAUGAACUUGGAAUUGCCAGUGCCAUGGUGUUGCUGCUUGACCCUGUUGUGUAUUCUGCGACAAAGAUGUUCCAGGCACAUGUAAUUUCAUUGGUUUCUGAAGUCAUUGAUUCUGGCUUAUCUUCGGGGAAUUUGACUCUAGAUAUAAGCUACUACUUAGCGGCAUUUCAAAAAUCUGUCAGCUUGUACUCUAAGCAUGUGUCUAGCUUGCAAAUGGAUAGUUUUUGCAUCGAAUUGAGUUGUGCCUAUAAUAGAACCAUGUUUGAGAGAGGUCUUCCAAUUUUUGAAUCUUAUAUUCAGGAAGGAACACACACCAAAUUAAAUCAAGUCUUAUCAAAAUCAAAUAGUUCAUUGGACUCUUACGGUUGCAAAAUGUCAUCUAAAACAAAAGCUGACCUUUUGACUGAGUACAUAGAAUAUAUGAAAGGGAGACAAUACAUAUUUGCUGAUUCAUGCCGGGGUAAGGCUGCCUCAACCUUAGAUUACAUAAUCCAUCAAGCUUUUUCUCAAGAUGCUGCUGGAGAUUUAUUGUAUUUAAAGAAAAACACUAGUGCUGAAGAUAUUUAUCUUCUUGCAUCCAUAUUGAAGUUAACGAGUGUUUCACUGCUACAAGCAAUUAAAUGUCUAAGUAAGAGUGGUGAUUCAGGUUGUCUGAAAACCACAGGAAGUUCCUCUGUGCAUGAUGAAUAUGAUUUCUUGAACAGCAUCAUCAACCCUUUUCAACAAUUUAAGUUUUGUUUACCCAUUCAGACCUUGCUGCACAAUAUGUUGAAAAAUCAGCAAACAAAUUACCAAGUCUCCAAGUCAAUGUUUGUGCACUUUUCAGGCUUGUUAUCUCUAAGUUUUUACAAUGGUUUUGAUGUGUUAGCAAAGGGGUGUAUAUCUGUAAUUAUGGCACUGAUGUCUAUGUUUAUUUUCGAAGAGGGAGAUUUAGUUGAUAUAGGGUCAUUCAAGGGUCCGCCAUUGCAUUCUUGUUCAUCUGAAAUUUUGUUGCAUGAAAGUGGAAAGGGGGCAAGAAGUAAACAAAUUAUAUAUAAAAUUGCAGCAGAGUUUCAUAAAAUCCAAACAUAUAAUUUAAGAUCAAAUUCCUUAGUUGCGGAUGAAUCUGAGAAGACCUGUAAUGGGGAAAGGUUUCUUGAUUGCAUGUUACGCAAAAGAGUACCUGAUUAUGCUGAACUUGCAGACUUUCAUGACUGCAGCGAGGGAAAAGAUUAUUCCAGAUGGUUGAAUAACCGCAAAAAAUACAGAAAUCGGAAGCUUCAGAAAGAAUUAAAUUCAAAAAAGAUUAGGAAAGAAAGAGUGUGGAAGGCUUUGAGAUUCAGAAAAUUGAAAAGUUUGCAUUCUUGA